This is a messenger RNA of Quercus lobata, 1549 nucleotides long. RefSeq lists its product as uncharacterized. The transcript is spliced from 2 exons. The coding region runs from base 227 to 829 and encodes 200 amino acids. Lineage: Eukaryota; Viridiplantae; Streptophyta; Magnoliopsida; Fagales; Fagaceae. The record is from RefSeq and is a predicted model, not a curated record.
UCUGCCGCAUCAGAUAAAGCAACUCCUAAUGUUACCACUUUGGAAAAAACAAGCUUCUCCACUCCCUCUGAUUGGUCUACAAGCAUCUCUAAAAUUCGAACUGAGCUGAAUGGUGAGUUCAAAUUCGGAGCAAAGCCAAACAACAAAGUGGGUGAUCAUCGUGGACGGGUCAGUUGUGGAGAUACCGAUUGGGCAGAAAAGCUGAACUUAUCCACUGAGCUUACCCAUGGGUCGGUUCAAAGUGUGGAUGCGUCUAUGUCCACUUAGCACAGUCAUGGGAUUCCUGCCAUUGACAGAGUUGGAUUGGGGACAGUUGGAAUACCCGUGGUGGAUAAUCUUAGCCGGCACAACAGAGAUGGAAGAGUUGGCUGUGAGCCGGAUGCCGGACAGAGGCCAGACGAAAGAAAUUGUAAGGAUGACUAGAUGGAAUCUGAUGGAGGAAGUGAAAUUCCUACCUCCAAUUGAUGAGUGCCCGAACUCCAUCCACUGUUUAGUCAUGAAUAUUAUUGUGUGGAAUUGCAGGGGGCCAUCAAAGCCCUCUUUUCAAAGUCAUGUUAGGGAACUGGUGCAUAAUCAUGAUCCAGCCAUUAUGAUCAUUAUGGAGACCUGUAUUGGGGGUGAGCAAGCUAAGGAUAUCACUGGCAGACUUCCUUUUGAUGGGGCCAUUCACACGGACACUAUUGGGUUUGUUGGUGGUCUGUGGCUUUUGUGGAAUUCAGACAGAGUUCAGGUCACCCCUUUGGCUUUGUCGGAGCAAGAAAUCCAUGUUAUGGUUAAGGAAUUUGGUGUCACAGAUAGGCCAAGUUCGGAUCGGCCACUGUUUUCGUGAAGCAAAUUCAUGUGCUGACUUCUUGGCUCGGUUAGGAACUCAUCAGGAUAGUUGUUUUGUUUUGCAUCAUGAUCUGCCUGUGGAUUUAUUGGGCAUGUUGAGCUCUGACAGAACUGGAGCGUAUCAUAUCAGAUCCAAAUCUGAUCCCCCCCCCCCCCCCCCAAGUUUUUUGUCGUUAAUUCAAGUUUCCUUUUACCCAAAAAAAAAAAAAAAGUUUCGAGGAAAAAUGUCAUGAGACCCACCUGAACUUUGAUGCAGCGGCUAUUACACCCCUCAACUUUUCUUCUAGCCAAUUUACUCCCUAAACUUGACAUGUGUCAAAUUAAUACAUCCGUUAGUGCUGUUGAAUCUGCAGUUUAAAGUGAGCUCACGUUACCUCACGUUCAAUUAUAUUAUAACAAGCCAAACACUGAUACAAAAAGAAGCUAAGAGGACUGAGGGAGAGAGAGGCCAUGGCAUCGCCGGACAUCGUGCUCCAGCAGCCGUUCUUGGUUGUUUGUAUGCAACAACGCUGGUAACAUGUGCACAGAUCUGGCUUGUUAUUUUUCAAUUAAGGAAGUUUAAUAGAUGAACAUGUGCACGGAUUGAGCUUCAGUUUAUAUUCUACCUUUUAUGAUCAGCAAUUCUUCAUCUUGAUGACUAACCAGUACCAAUUACCAAGAUAAACAAUAAAACAAAUUUUUACCCAAGAAAUUAAUUUAUUUAAAAAAAAAAAAAAAA